This is a messenger RNA of Nerophis lumbriciformis (worm pipefish), 1677 nucleotides long. Lineage: Eukaryota; Metazoa; Chordata; Actinopteri; Syngnathiformes; Syngnathidae. The record is from RefSeq and is a predicted model, not a curated record.
AUGUGCGACAUGGGGGGUCUAGAUAACCUGGUGGCCAACACGGCCUACCUGAAAGCCCAGGGCGGCGACGACAAGGAGAUGAAAAAGCGCCGUCGCAGCUUGUCGCUGCCCAAGCCGGAGCAGUGCGCGGCGACGCGAAGCUCCGUCGACAAGGACUACGUCUCGCUCUGCGAACGGCAGCCCAUCGGGAAAAAGUUUUUCCGGCAGUUCCUGGCCGGCACCGCCCAGUACAAGCUGGCGGCCGAGUUCUUGGACGAGCUGUACGACUGGGAUCUGGCCGAAGGGGCCGCCAAAGACAAGGCGCGCCAGAACAUCAUCAACAAGUACUGCAAAGCCGACUCCAAGAACUUCUUGACCUUCCUGAGCGGGGAGGCCGCCGACAAGUGCAAGUCGGUGACCGACGCCACCUUCGAAGAGGUGAUGAAAAGCAAGGUCCAGGAAGGCGUCAGGGAUUAUUUGAAGGGCAAACCCUUGACAGAUUACCAGGCCAGUCCUUUCUUUGACAAAUUUCUUCAGUGGAAGGAAUAUGAGAAGCAGCCCAUCAGCGACAAGUACUUCUACGAGUUCAGGACCCUGGGAAAAGGUGGCUUCGGAGAGGUGUGCGCCGUCCAGGUGAAAAACACAGGCCAGAUGUACGCCUGCAAGAAGCUCUGUAAAAAGCGACUGAAGAAGAAGGGUGGCGAGAAGAUGGCCCUUUUGGAGAAGAAGAUCUUGGAGAAGGUCAACAGUCUGUUUCUGGUCAACUUGGCCUACGCUUACGACACCAAGACCCACCUGUGCCUGGUCAUGACCUUGAUGAACGGAGGAGACCUCAAGUACCACAUCUACAACAUUGGCUACGACGGCAAGGGCGCGGACAAGGGCAUCGAGAUGAAGCGCAUCGUUCACUACACGGCCCAAAUCACCACCGGGAUUCUUCACCUGCACGCCAUGGACAUCGUUUAUCGCGACAUGAAGCCCGAGAACGUCUUGCUGGACAGCUUCGGCCAGUGCCGCCUCUCGGAUUUGGGUCUGGCCAUCGAGAUCGCUCCGGGCAAAACCGUCUCCCAGAUGGCCGGCACCGGAGCGUACAUGGCCCCGGAGCUUCUGAACAAAACCCCGUACAGGACCUCGGUGGACUGGUGGGCGCUGGGCUGCAGCAUCUACGAGAUGGUGGCCGGCUACACGCCUUUCAAAGGGCCCGAGAGUAAAAAAGAGAAGGUGGAGAAGGAGGAGGUGCAACGGCGCAUUCUCAACGAGGAACCCAAGUGGGAGCACAAGUUUUUCGACGCCACCACCAAAGACAUCAUCCAGCAGUUCCUCAAGAAGAAAAUAGACGAGCGUCUGGGCAUGAAGGACAACAUGGAGGAUCCCAGGAAGCACCCGUGGUUCAAGAGCAUCAACUUUCCCCGCCUGGAGGCCGGCCUGGUGGCGCCGCCGUGGACGCCCAAGCCCAACGUGGUGUACGCCAAAGACACGGGCGACAUCGCCGAAUUCUCCGAAAUCAAAGGCAUCGAGUUCGACGCCAAGGAUGACAAAUUCUUCAAGGAGUUCAGCACGGGCGCCGUGGCCAUCCAGUGGCAGACGGAGAUGAUCGAGACGGGACUUUUCGACGAGCUCAACGACCCCAACAGGAAAGAGGGCGGCGGCGGAGGCGACGAUGACGAAAAGAAGUCCGGUACUUGCGCGUUGCUGUGA